CGUCAAUACUCGUAAGUGUUCGUGCAUAUUCGGUGGAAUGUCGAGUAUAUUUCGUGUUAUCCCCUACUUUUAGUUGAGAAAACCGCGAUUAGUGUGUGUGCCCCUGCCCCACAUCGUCGUAUUUCGUUUUUCGUCGUCGGGUCAUUCGGCUGGAGUCGGCUCUCCCAGAGUCUAUCUCUGUUAGGUGGUUGCUGGAUAUAAAAACUUUUCGCUCUCUGUUUCUCAAUGUAGCAAAAUGGCUGCCAAACUACAAUAAUGAGUGUGACGUUGUUAACGUUUACCAAUGUGUUAUAUUGUUUGUGUCGUUCUUCCUCAAAUAUAUUUUGUGAUUAAUAAAUAACAGUGAUAAUUGUGACAGUGUUUUAUUAUAUCAAGACUUUAUUAUACUGUAAUAAAUAAUAAUAACUCGAUACUUUCCACACACGAGUAAGUGAAGGGAAUAACGCAACAAAAAAAGAUGGCAUGUGAAUCAAGGAACUAGGUCAUUAUUAGUGGCCUAAUUAAAAUAAUCAGCAGCAGUAAUGCCAACUUAUCACAAUGCGGGUGCUAGUUACCCAAACUUAUCAGCACUAGCUCGUCAGGGUAAAAUUGAUGGUAACCAGAAUCACCAUCAUCACACAAUACCCUCAAAUGUAACGGCUCAUUCGUUUUUGCAAAACGCACUCCAAUCGAUGCAAUCGAUCCAAUCAAUUCAUCACUCCAUUCCAUCAAUCCCAUCCAAUUACAGUGGGGCAAAUAUGCUGCCACAUCCAGUCUCACCAAUAAUGACAACAACACACUCCAGUAGUAUUGUAACAACUCAAAAUGUUGUUGUACCUCCAACCACUCACAUGAGUAAUUCCGUACCAUCUUCUCCGGUUAUCCUUACUCCUAAUAAUUCAACUAUAAAUCCAACAAGCAACAAUGCCUUAUCAAUGAGCACGAGACAUGAAGUUAAACUUAAUGCUAUGCCAUGGUUUCAUGGAAAAAUUUCACGAGAAACAGCAGAAAGUUUGCUGCGACCUCGUGAAGAUGGUCUGUUUCUAGUCAGAGAGUCGACAAAUUUCCCCGGUGAUUAUACACUGUGUGUAUCCUACGCUGGACGAGUACAACAUUACCGUGUUAAAUAUAAAAAUAAUCAUUUGACGAUUGACGACGAGGUAUUUUUUGAAAAUUUAGCCCUGCUUGUCGAGCAUUACGAGGAGGAUGCCGAUGGCCUGUGUACACAACUGACAAAGCCAUUGCCGAAGCAAGGCAAGCAAGAUUUUUGUGUCGAUCCGAAGGCCUUCGUUGAGGCCGGAUGGGUGAUACAAACUCACGAGCUUGAAUUGCGGGAGUGCAUUGGCAAAGGUGAGUUUGGCGACGUACUGCUGGGCGUUUAUCGCGGCGAACGUGUCGCCGUUAAAAUGUUAAAAGACAACAGCGAAGCUGCACAAAGAUUUUUAGCCGAGGCUAGUUUGAUGACUUCACUUAUUCACGAUAAUUUGGUUAAAUUACUUGGCCUCGUAUUUAACAAUCAACAUAUGUACCUGGUUACUGAAUAUAUGAGUAAGGGAUCACUCGUCGAUUAUUUAAGAUCGAGAGGACGGUUGCACGUUACCAAAAAAGAUCAAAUUAAUUUUGCUUUUGAUACGUGCGCUGGGAUGGCUUAUCUUGAAUCUCGACACGUCGUACAUCGUGAUUUAGCAGCAAGAAAUGUUCUUGUUGCUGAAGAUAAUUCAGCCAAAGUAUCAGACUUUGGUUUGGCACGUGAUGAAAAUUUUUCACUUGACGGUGGUAAAUUACCUAUUAAAUGGACUGCACCUGAGGCUCUAAAACAAAAUAAAUUUUCAAACAAAUCAGAUAUGUGGAGUUUUGGAAUUUUAUUAUGGGAAAUUUAUUCCUUUGGACGAGUACCAUAUCCGAGAAUACCCUUAGCGGACGUUGUAAAGUGUGUAGAAAAAGGAUAUAAAAUGGAACCACCGGAUGGAUGUCCGUCUGAAGUUUACGACAUCAUGAAACAGGCAUGGGAUUUACAACCAGAGAAGAGACCAACGUUCCACGACAUAAAGGUCAAACUCGGUUUUCUUAAGGCUGAGUACACCAAAUAUCCGAAUUAAUCAACUUAUUAAAUGCAUGUAAGAAAGUCUAAGACUUUUUUUAAUAAUUUAAAACUCACCUGGUCUAAAUUAUUCGUUAAAAUAACUAAAAAUAUAUAGAUAUUUAUAUAUAAGUAGUAAUACUCUCGUUAAAUAAUUAAUAACAAAUUUUAAUAAUUAAAAAUAAAAUAAAAAAAAAAUAACUGCUGCAAAUAAUUUUCAAGUGGGUUCACGAUAAUUGUCUUGAUGUCUUGAUAUUUGUUUUUUUUUCUUACGUAACUGGAGGAUAAAAUUUUUUUUACGACAGUAUACGUCACCAAUUGCUACCUAUGUCAAUUGUGCCUUCGUUCAAAUAGAUAUUCUUACAAAAAAAAAUAAAAAAUAAAAAAAAACUUAAUAAAUAAAUUAAUUAAUUAAUGAAUAAAUUCAAAUUAUGACCCUGAAUUCAUGCUCAUUGAAGUAGCAAUAAUCGUCUCAUUUUUAAUAUCAUUUAUGAUUGAGUAAAGUGAGUGCGAAAAUUAAUAUAAAUGUCACUAUCUGUUCCCAUUUCAACUCAAUGAUACAAAUAAUAUAUCGUCCGUUUAAUUAUGAAAAUAAAAAAAUUAUUAAAAUUAAAUUACGGAGUAAUAGAUAAAAAUUUAUUGAUAAAUAUAGAAAAAAACAAACAAACAAAUAUAUAUCUCAACUUGAUUUCUUAUGUACCUGAAAAUCGGAACGUUUUUUUGCAGAACAAAAAUAAAAAAACGGAAUGAUAAGAAAAAAUCAACUGCAGCCAUCCCAACUACCCCUUGAGUAGUAAAAUAGAGAAGUUGCGUGUUUUGUAAUUAAAAUUUUUUUUAAAGUUCAAUGCAAGAUGUUGAGAAAAAUUGAGGAAAGAGUAUUAUAAAUUAUAAUAAUUUAUUUCUCGGUUCAUUUUUAAAUUAAUAUAUGAAUUCAAACGCAUGACGUAAUUAUAUCGGUUUUGGCGCGCCAUCACAUGGAUAGAUGACAAAAUAUCCAUGUCUAACCUAUCAGAAUAACAACAAAAAUAAAAUACAGAAUAGCGAGGCUUCCAUUGGUUCUCAGCUCUAACAGAUGUAAUUAUGUCAUAAUAAAUUAAAGUGUUUUUUACCGCCAAAAUUUAUUAAAUAUUUUAUAAUUGAUUUAUAAAAAAAUGACUGAAACAUAUUCUUAAAAAGUUGUGCUUUCAUCCAUAAAUAAAUUUGUGGUGAUAAAAUAUUCUUGCAACCUGUGAAACAUAAAUUUUUUAAUUUUCGUUGUACGAAAAACGUUACGAUCUUCAGGUACAUGAUUUAUUUUUUAUUAAUACAAAAUAUCAGCGCACAAGACUGGUUAAUAAUUGUAUUUUACAAUUUUUUAUUAAUCUUAAAGAGCCCAUUGUUCGAUCUUUUUAAUUCAUUAUUUUUAAACAUCUAUGUAAGGUAUCAAUAGUUUUUAAUUCUUUUAGCCAAUUCGUAUCUUUUAUACAAAAAAAAAAAAGGAAUACAUUACUCUGUCGAUGAACGAGGUUAAAUAAUAAAGUUUAACUUGAACUAUUUAAAGAAUUACAACGGUAACACUGUAUUGUUAAAAUCUUAGAAAAUUUCAAAAAUUUAGGGUGCAAUUUUUUUAAAUUUUGUUUUUAUGAUCUAUUUUUUUAUAAAAAAUUAAAAAAAUUGAUAGAAAUCUAAUAACUUCAGUAUCAUAAUUAUUUAAUCCUAUUAUUGUUGCUGUAAAAAUAAAUAAAUAAAUUUUGACUACCGAAAAAAAAUCAAAAAAUAUUAUUCCGGUACCGGGAAUCGAACCCGGGUCGCCUGGGUGAAAACCAGGAAUGAUAACCCCUACACUAUACCGGAGAUGACAAACAGAGUGUGUUAUGUCUUAUUUAUUGACUCAAAUUUUCAUACUUUGGAGAUUCUACUUUUUUUUUUUAAUUGUAGUCUGCUUGUUAAUGCGCGUAAUUAUCACGCCGCAAAAUGAAAUUUACAAAAUUAUGAUACUGAAGUUAGCCGACAUCUUAUAAUUUUUAGUUUUUUUUUCCAAAGAUAAAUUUAAAAAAAAAAUUAUACCCAGUUUUUUAAUUUUCUACAUAAGCAUAUUAUUAACUAUCGAUUAUUUGACCCCAAAUCUAGUCCAGAUAAAUUAAGGCCUUCUAUUUCUCAAAACUUUCGUGAUGUCACAUCCAAAAUCAGUUCGUAUGAUCUCUAUUCUACUAUUCUAGGAAUGUUUUGAAAAAAACUCCGAAGAAAACCAUUCAAAUAAAUUUCACACCCAAAAAUAAGUAAAUCUCCCGUUCAUUUACCGACAAUCGAUACGAUCGCUAAAAAAAGUUUGCUAUUGAUACCUUGUCAUAAAUUAAAUUUUAAAUAUUUUUUUUAAAACUACAAACGACCGUACUUAAAAGGGAGAUUUUUUGUUAAUUUAAUUUUAAUUAGUAAUUAAUUAAAUCUAAUAUAUAUUUUUUAAAUAAAAAAAAAAAAAAACAGUUUAUAAUUAGGAAUAAAUUCUUGUUAAUGCUUAAAUUUUAUUUUUUUAAAAUUAAUAUCCAAAAAAAAAAAUUAAUUCUUGUAAAGUAUUAAUUUAUUUACAAAAUCUUCUUAAAAAAAAUGGUGGUUUAAAAAAAUAUUUAAAAGUUUUUAAAAAUAAUAAUUAAAUAUAAACUUCCAUGUAUUUAUUAAAAAAAAAGUAAUUAGUUAUUUAAAAUUGCAAAGUAUUAAUUUUUUAAAUUUAAUUAUAAAUUAAUAAAUUGCAAAGUAUAAAAUAUAUAAAUUAUAUG
Messenger RNA from Microplitis demolitor, 4812 nucleotides. It is a transcript of the gene Csk, whose product is annotated as tyrosine-protein kinase CSK. Bases 522 to 2078 code for a protein of 518 amino acids. Gene Ontology annotation, molecular function: protein tyrosine kinase activity; ATP binding. The transcript is spliced from 8 exons. The record is from RefSeq and is a predicted model, not a curated record. Gene Ontology annotation, biological process: protein phosphorylation. NCBI's taxonomy places the organism in Eukaryota, Metazoa, Arthropoda, Insecta, Hymenoptera, Braconidae.